Molecule: messenger RNA, 726 nt
Organism: Oldenlandia corymbosa var. corymbosa
Lineage: Eukaryota; Viridiplantae; Streptophyta; Magnoliopsida; Gentianales; Rubiaceae
Source: the annotation of a GenBank genome assembly
AUGUCCCGACGGCUACUUCGGCAUGCCCGAGAGGCGGCGGCGGCAGCAUCAGCAGCCCUGGUUCAUCUUGUGAUGUGGCAGGCCGGAAACCAUGUCUUCUACACCCAAAACCCGCUUGAAAACGAUCUAAGCUACAGGUUACCACUUGAUUUUAUUCCCGCCCAAAUUGAACAGGUUUCUCUAAUCGGAGACGGCCUUCUUUUGUUAUGGUUCAUUGCCAGGAGUGACUUUGAAUUGGGAAUAUGCAACCCUUUUACCCGGGAAUUCAGGCUCCUGCCGAGGCCCAGGGAAUUACCAGGGUGUUGUCCGCUCCGAAGAUAUCAUGUAGCUGUGGGCGUGGUGGGAGAAUUACCAAUGGUGGACUCGGGUGAAUUCCAUUUUAGGCUUUAUGUGGUGGGCGGUGCAGCGUAUUUUUUCCGCGGAGCGCUGACAGCUAUGAAUUUGAGUUCACAGCACAGCAGUGACUCGUGGACGAUGGUUGGUCCCGUACCAAAGAAAUAUUCAGUGAGCCUAAUUUAUAGGACCGGUGAUCAGGGUGUGUACUCCGAUGGGGUGUUGUACUGGAUAAUUUCAGUCGGCUGGGCGCAAUAUAGCCUAAUUGCACUGGGGAUCACCACAAAUACAUGGAAGGAAUUGGCCUUUCCCACUGAAAAGAGGCAUUAUUUUUCAACAUUGUGGCGAAGAAAAGGGAAGCUGAUGCUUACUGAGUACGCGUCUGAAGACUGA